This is a messenger RNA of Cornus florida, 2013 nucleotides long. RefSeq lists its product as uncharacterized. The coding region runs from base 1 to 2013 and encodes 670 amino acids. The transcript has a single exon. The record is from RefSeq and is a predicted model, not a curated record. NCBI's taxonomy places the organism in Eukaryota, Viridiplantae, Streptophyta, Magnoliopsida, Cornales, Cornaceae.
AUGUCGAACGGAGGAUCUUCAAUGGAUCAACAGACGGAGUUGAUGCAGAAGAUGCGUGAAGAGUUUCUACGUCAGUUUGACGUACUUCGUCAGGCAAACGAAGCAAGCGUGGCUCAGAUCGCCUUGCUUCAACAACAGAAUAACACUCUGCAAACGACGAUGGCUCAAUUGGCACCACCGCCACCAGUGGGUGACAUAGCAGCACCCUCUAAUCAGAAUAUUCCUCCGAUGACCGAGCUUCCACCUAAUGGGGCACGACCCAAUGAGGCUCAGCCGAAUGAGGUUCAGCAACAACGGAGGGCAAGAUUCGAGGCUGCGGCUUCAGACAACAUCCCUCGUCGCAUGCAGGAUGAGCAAGUCGAAUCUAGCCAUAAGCUCACGGUGUGGUCCAAUGGAAUCCCAGAUGGUGCAGGUGUUCAGGAUGCCUUUGAUGAGAAAAGACUCCUGAAAAUUCAGACACCUGCUGAGAUGGCUAGAGAACACAAAAAUUCCUUGGUCAAAACUCCUUUCACUGACGAUGUGUAUCUGGUUGAGAGGCCCAAGAAAUUUACCAUGCCUUCUUUCACCCAGUUUGAUGGAACGGGGGAUCCUUCUCGGCAACUAGAUCAUUACGCUCAAAAGAUGGCUUUGGAUGAUCGUAAUGACCCUUGGAUGUGCAGAGUUUUUCCUACCAGCUUGAUAGGAGCAGCACUAGAGUGGUUCAAGAAUAGACCGCAUAAGUCCAUCCCGGAUUACGUAACUCCGUGCACCAUGUUCCUGGCACAGUAUUGCGGAAAUAAGAAGCAAAAGAAGAGUAUUGCCAGCCUCUUCACCAUAAGGCAAAAGAAGGGGGAAACAUUGCAGGAUUUCUUAUCAAGAUUCAACAUGGAAGCCUUAGAAAUAGCAGAUUGUCACCCCGCAACUGCUAUAGAGACAUUUAAACUUGCGAUGAUUCAGGGGACGAAGUUUUACACUUCCUUGGUCAAAUAUUCUCCUCCCGACAUGCAGAAUCUCAAUACCAGGGCCAAGAUCUACAUUCGGCUCGAGGAAAAUAUAGCCCACCGAGCGCAGCACGCCACCCUCAUGACGGUGGAGAACAAGCCUCGAGAAAGAAUUCCAGCUUCAAAGAUUCAGAAAAGCCAACGUUCUUUAACGCCGAUCACCCAGGCACCUGAGAAGAGGCAAAGGGUAGAGGAAGGAUUUACACCUCUCCGAACUACCUUGGCUCGGUUCUUCCAAGAGAAGAAGAUGAAGUUCACAACUCCGCAACCAAUAAAACAACCCCUGGAGCAAAGGGACAAAAGCAAGCAUUGCGCUUAUCAUCGAGAUUAUGGGCAUUCAACCAAUGAUUGCAGAUCCUUUAGGCGACAGGUGGAGAAUAUGAUUGCCAGAGGUGAGUUGGCGGAUUACCUCAUGACAAAGGAGUAUGCAAAGCCCCGCGAGGUCUAUCCCCGCAAGGUGGAAGGUACGCAACUAAAAGUCAUUCAUGCAAUACAUGGCAGGUCUGAAGAUGAUCAAGAGUCCGAUGGGGUAUACGGAUUCAGAUUGAGGGCAGCCCACAAGCUCAGGAAGAUAUCCUCAGUCAAUGUUAUCGCUUCGGGUAGCAUCAGUAUUAGAUUCGAAGAUGGUGACCUAUCCAAAGUUCAACUCCCCUACGAGGAUCCAUUGGUCAUCAGUCUUUUAGUGGCUAAUUGUAUGAUCAAGAGGGUUUUGAUAGAUCCAGGAAGUAGUGCCAACAUUAUCAUAAAGACGGUAUUUGAGCAGCUAAAGAUCCCGUCAUCAUCUAUUCGACCUACCUCCAGCCCGUUAAUGGGAUUCGAUGGCACAAGAGUAGAUCCCCUGGGAGUAAUAGACUUGUCCGUAACUGCGGCGAAGAGGACUUUGAAGGAGAACUUUGUUUUAAUAGAGAUUCAUCUUUCUUAUAAUCUCAUCAUGGGAAGAGGCUGGAUACACCGGAUGAGAGGAGUUUCGUCCACUCUUCACCAGGUGAUGCGGUACUUAUCUCCGGACGGAAAAGAAGUGAUUAAUCUAUGA